Molecule: messenger RNA, 1227 nt
Organism: Rhagoletis pomonella (apple maggot)
Lineage: Eukaryota; Metazoa; Arthropoda; Insecta; Diptera; Tephritidae
Exons: 9
Coding region: 63-1226 (387 amino acids)
Source: RefSeq, a predicted model, not a curated record
AUCAAAUUAGUAAUCAAUUGUAAAAAGAUAAAAGCUAUUUUAUUUUUUUGUAAAACUGUGAAAUGGUUUACGAAAUAAGCGAAAGCUUGAAGGUUGUAUUUCAGGCCAUAGAAGAUAGAUGCAGCGAUCCCAUACUUUAUGAUCGUUAUGAAUUGAAAACGUUACUGCGGAACUUAAGUUCCAUUGAGCAGCUUCUUAUUGCACGAAACUUCUGCAAACUGUCAUGGAAUAUUGGUAGCCUACGUGUUUUAGCGGUGCUACAAACAGCCCACGUCCUCACUGCCAGCAAUUAUAUACUCAGUCAAGAGAACAAUGCGGGGUUACAGUUGAUUCUAAAUGAUUUUCUUGAAGCUGAAUUCGAAUUGAUCCAAGAAUUAUUUAUCGCCGCACAUUAUGAUAGUAGCAAUGGUAUACGUCUAAAUGAUAUUAUAGAUGAAUGUCUUGGCAAUCUCUAUGCUGAUUUACUGCAAAAUCCUAAAUUAAACGAUCUCAAAUACCUUCAAACUGUUACAAAGCAUAUGCCAGCUGAUUUUAUAGUGGGUUUAAUGCAGAGGCAUAUACGCAUUGUGUUAGACCUGCAUAAGAGCAAUACUAAGUCAGCUUUUGCUAACUUUGCAAUCUGGAUAAAUGAAGGCGUAGAUGAAAUUGAAUUUACAAAGGAAAUAUACAGUAAAUUACUUCAACAUUCACAACCGGAAGCGAUUUCCUACCUUUUUAAACUAUCUACCGCAGAAAGCUUUAAGGAAUGGAAGUUUUAUUUAAUUUUACUACAAACAAUUGCCUGCAAAUGCGCUCAGGAGAGCACAUUGGUCAUAAAAAAAUACUUCAAAGCAAGGCUGGUACAAAUAGCUGCAACUCCAUCGCGUGAGGCCAUGUUACAUUUGUUAUUAUCCAUUCGCGCUGCUACUGCCACAACAAUGGAUAUUGAUAAGAAUAUCACCGCUUACGCUGACUGGUACAAACAAAAUAUUAGUGAUAUGAAAUUCAUUUUUAAAGUGGAGGAAUUUCAAGCCAUAAUUGAUCUUCUACAGCAAUGCAUACCUUAUGAAACUGCUGAGGAUUAUAUAGAGAUUCAUGCCACCUACUCGAUAUCACCGCCAUUACAUUGCGGCAAACUUGUGCAAAGCUAUAAGAGUAAAUGCAAAAUGCAGUUGGCCAAAAUAAAAUCCAAGAACAAAGAAGGUAAUGAAAAUGAUAACAGUAUACUUAUCGAAGAUAGUGAAUAAA